AUACGUGCCGAAUCAUGGCAACAAGGGGUAAACAAAAGGCUCGCAGCUCGCGGGCUGAUUUACCUGCCUUGGUUCAAGAUGAGCCGACCCGGCAGCUGCCUUAAUGAAAACGGGCUCAAACAAAAUGUAGACUCAACAUGUCGUAACACUGCUCUUACCGAUACUCUCAACGCAUCAGUGACUUCUGAAGGAAGGCUGCUGUCCACUUUCAAGAAAGACUAUCACAUCAGGAAAGAGAACCUGACAGGGAAAGAGUAUUACAGCGAGGAAGGGAGGACUUUUGAACUGGGUCUUGUUGGAAAAAUAAAGCAACAGUUCAGCACAGAUCCCACAAUUUGUCCAGAGUAUCCACCGUCUCUUGGUCUGACAGGAUUCACUCAGCAAGUCACAGAGGUCACUUUUGGAAAGAGCUGUCGGGCUGUCACAGAAAACCGGGUGUUAGGUGUCCAAACUCCUGGAUUUACUGCUGCUGUGCGUCUUGGGGCUGAACUCUUCCGACACUGGCAAGUCAAGGCUGAUUGGUGCGGGCCAGUCUACCUCUCCUCACCUUGUGAUGACUCAUUGGCCGACAUCUUCUUGGCAGCAGGGGUCCAAGAUAUCCGUCAGUAUUAUUACUGGGAUGAUAAGAAGCGAGGCGUUUGUUUUGAGAAGCUUCUGGAGGAUCUGAAGGAUGCUCCAGAACAGAGUGUUGUCGUUCUUUCGGCUUCUGCCCACUACCCAACUGGAGCCGAUCUCUCUCAGAAUCAAUGGGUUUCAAUUACACAGCUUAUGAAGAGGCGUCGGCUUUUCCCUUUCCUCUUGCUGCCUGUGCAUGGGCUUUGUCAUGGUGAUUUAAAGUGGGAUGCCUGGCCUGUACAGUACUGUGCAUCACAAGGAAUAGAGCUACUUUGUGCUCAGUCGCUCUCCCACUGCUUUGGACUAUAUGGUGAGGCUGUGGGACACCUCAUAUGCGUCUUAAAGCAAAACUCUCUCCUGUUAUCUGUGCAGUCUCAUGCUGACAAGAUAGUCAGAUCCCUUUGGGCACAGCCAUCUGAUACAGGAGCACGUGUUGUUGCAGCAGUACUCAGUAACCCAGCCCAUGUUGUUGAAUGGCAGAGUGAAGUUAAGCACCUUGUGGAGAGAUGUAUGCUGAUCAGAGAAAUCUUGAGACAAAGGCUGAGGCUUUUAGGAACUCCAGGCUGUUGGGACCACCUAACUCAACAAGGUGGACUGUACUGCUGUACUGGCCUGAAUGGUCAGCAGUUGGAGUUUUUGUCAAACAGGAGACACAUGUACCUGCUCCCCAGUGGCUGUCUAAACCUGAGUGCAAUCAACGGCCGCAACUUAGACUACAUAGCUGAGUCAAUCCAUCUGGCUGUGAGCACUUCACUUUGGCCGUGAGGCUUUUGAUCAAGAUCUGAAGACAGCGUCAAAUGGUUCUUCCGGCCUGACUGAACCUUUUAUGUGUCGCUUUGAAAUUCUAUAUAGUAGUUACUUUUGCAGUUCCAGCUAUUACAAGCACAAUCCUGUUAAAAAUGCAGACAAAAAGUAGAGUCGUAAUGAUUGCUGAAUUUCCCUGACAGAGAUCCAAUUCUUAGUAAUUGCAACAGACACCAGGCUGUUUUUGUGGUUUUAUAUAUUGUGAGGUGUAGUCUUCUGAUUCGAGUCUUAGCACAAAAUUAACAACCAUGUUUCCUAUAAUGUCAAACAAUCCUUCCUCUUUUGUAGUGAACUGGUACAUGUGACACAUUUUGUAAAAGGGCAGGGAUCAUUUGACAUUAAAACUGAGUUUACUGAUAUUUUAAAAUGUAGAAUGUGAUUUAUAUUCAUUGUUUCAGUGGAACUCUAUUCUCGGAAAGCGUCAAGUUUAGCAUUUUACAUCAUUUAGCAGCACUAUCUUACAUAAGGGGAAUGUGAGAGCAUAUUAAUGUUCCAAAGGUCACCUUUAAAGGGAUGAGCUUUGGGCAAGCAGAUGUAUAUUGCUUGCUGCUCAAAAACAUGCAUGAUCUAUAAGAAAAUCUAACAGCUUCUGUUAACUCUGGUGCAAUAUGAAUGUCACAUGUAAUGAAAAAAGCAUGCUGUGCACACAAUAAAUCCUAGCUGACUUUAUAUUGCAAACAUUAACUAAUAAAAAGUCUGAACUAAGCAUUGUCAACAA
Messenger RNA from Notolabrus celidotus (New Zealand spotty), 2137 nucleotides. It is a transcript of the gene got1l1, whose product is annotated as glutamic-oxaloacetic transaminase 1 like 1. The transcript is spliced from 8 exons. Gene Ontology annotation, biological process: L-aspartate biosynthetic process. Gene Ontology annotation, molecular function: pyridoxal phosphate binding; L-aspartate:2-oxoglutarate transaminase activity. Gene Ontology annotation, cellular component: cytosol. Lineage: Eukaryota; Metazoa; Chordata; Actinopteri; Labriformes; Labridae. Bases 79 to 1380 code for a protein of 433 amino acids. The record is from RefSeq and is a predicted model, not a curated record.